ACCUUUUUAUUUAGAUAAAGUUUUGUUUUCAACGCCAAACUGUAACGUCACACUUCUAGCCCCAUAAAAUAAAGACUUUAUAAUAACAAGUCUGGCGCACAGAGCCACAUGUCAGCGCUUGCAUGCAGGCUUAUCGUCACACAACCUCCUUAUUCUCGUCUCCUUAUCUUCCUCAUAGAGGACUUCACUUCGUCUCCAUCCUCUUCAUGCUCCCGUCAUCCUCACCUCCCCCGCUGUAUUGUACUCGGCGUGAUGUGGGUGAACGAUCACGACAUGCCAUUUAAAUGCUAAGUGCCGUAGGCAGAAGCCAGCAGACAUGUGAUUCACUCCAAAGGAGGAGCCUGUAGAGGAGCGAGGAGCGAGGAGGACAGGGUUGCGUGGAGAGGAGGAGGAGGAGGAGGAGGAGGAGGAGGAGGAGAGAGAGAGAGAGAGAGAGUUGCGUGGUUUGUCAGUUCUUAUUCUCUUCAGCACGGUCCUCUGUUUGCAAAAGCGCGCAGGCAGGACGACGGGAUGGAGCGGAUGGAGUCGAUGGAGCCGAUCUCGGCGCACUACACCACGGCUUACCCGGAGAUUCAUCCCGAUAGCGCGUACGAAUCCGGAGAGACCGCGGACAUCCAGGCAAAGACUCCACCAGCCCCGACAUAUGAUGAGGAAUUAGUGCACAAGACAAUCCUCGUCGGGGACAGUGGAGUGGGAAAAACGUCUCUGUUGGUGCAGUUCGAUCAGGGAAAGUUCAUCCCCGGCUCUUUCUCUGCUACAGUGGGCAUUGGAUUCACGAAUAAAGUGGUGACUGUUGACAAUGUAAAAGUCAAACUACAGAUAUGGGACACGGCGGGACAGGAAAGGUUCAGAAGUGUGACACAUGCGUAUUACAGAGAUGCACACGCACUGCUCCUCCUGUAUGAUAUCACCAGCAAAACCUCCUUUGACAACAUCAGGGCAUGGUUAACAGAGGUCCAUGAGUAUGCACAGAGCGAUGUAGUCAUCAUGUUGCUGGGCAACAAGGCCGACAUGAGCAGUGACAGAGCGAUCAGGAGAGAUGAAGGAGAGAGGCUGGCCAGAGAGUAUUCAGUUCCUUUCAUGGAGACGAGUGCCAAGACAGGAGUCAACGUAGAGCUGGCUUUCACUGCUGUGGCAAAGGAACUGAAGCAUCGGGCCGUCCAGCAUCCCAGUGAACCCAAGUUCCAGAUUCAUGAAUACAUCGAAGCACAGAGGGAGAAGUCAGGCUGCUGCAGCUACUUCUAAAUCACAUCUCCUGAGUCCUCCUCCCACUACUCCUGGUGAACAGACUGUCAGAGACACGCUGAGAGCCACCGAGUGGGAGGAAGCUCUAUUAAGUCACUGCUGCUCCCAAAAUAUGACGCUGCAUUCAUUCAAGACUAAAAGCCAAAAGUAGAUCAAUGAAGUGAGAGGAAGAGAUACCAAGCUACAGACUCACAAAACCCUCACUUCUCUUUAGCCAAGAACAGUUUACACAACUCCUUAGACUGACAUUUAUCAUUAUGAGCAACAUUUGCACUUGAGAUUUUAUCUGAUUAUUUCCAAUUCAUUACAUAUAACUGAAAAAAACACUAAGUCUAUUAGUUUCUAUGUGAGAAUUA
This is a messenger RNA of Scatophagus argus, 1601 nucleotides long. Its product is annotated as ras-related protein Rab-37-like. Lineage: Eukaryota; Metazoa; Chordata; Actinopteri; Scatophagidae. Gene Ontology annotation, molecular function: GTPase activity; GTP binding. The record is from RefSeq and is a predicted model, not a curated record. The transcript is spliced from 9 exons. Gene Ontology annotation, cellular component: endosome; Golgi apparatus. Bases 511 to 1245 code for a protein of 244 amino acids.